Molecule: messenger RNA, 1428 nt
Organism: Labeo rohita (rohu)
Lineage: Eukaryota; Metazoa; Chordata; Actinopteri; Cypriniformes; Cyprinidae
Exons: 3
Coding region: 85-1242 (385 amino acids)
Biological process (GO): regulation of transcription by RNA polymerase II
Cellular component (GO): nucleus
Molecular function (GO): RNA polymerase II transcription regulatory region sequence-specific DNA binding; DNA-binding transcription factor activity, RNA polymerase II-specific
Source: RefSeq, a predicted model, not a curated record
GAACAGCAACAGUAAAUAGACGGAAGAGAGGCAGAGUUUGAAAUAAUAAUAAUAAUAAUAAUAAUAACAAUAAUAAAAAUAAAGAUGGGACUUGCGUCUAUUCAUUCGUUUUUAAUGAAGCGUAUGACAGCAGUAGCCGAAGAAAUAUUUAACGCUCUCAAAGACAGUAUCAUUGAAUAUGAGCAGGAGAUCGAGCGUCUGAAGCGGGAGAACUGCUGUCUGAGGAGCGCACUGACUCAAACAUGCCAUGAUACUGCUGGAGCUGAAGUUCUACAAGGUCCAACAGGUUUGGAACUCUCAGAAAUACAAGUAAAAAUGGAGGUCGCCACUGUGAUGUCCCAUGAGCCUUUGACUCAAGAAGCUUCUACCAUUACUUUGCCCCUUUCUGAAGAUUUUAAAUGGCAGGAACCUCAUCAGUCCCUCUCACCUCUGCCGAAUGUGCUGUUAAACAAUGACGAUAGUGGUGGCACAAAUCCACAGUUAUCAAUAACAGUUAAGUCAGAGCCGUGUGAUAAUCAGGCCAGCGAAUCAAACUCGUCUGCAGUGCAGUCUGGCAGUGACUGUCAUGCUGACCUUCAAGACUCUCCAUCUCUUCAACUUUAUAUUGAAACAUCCGAUGUGGUGUUACAAAAGGCAGUUCAGAAUCACCAGAGUACAUCAGUAUGCAAGUUUUGUAGCAAGUCUUUCAGCACCAAAGGGAGUUUGCAGAGACACAUGCUGGUGCACCAGGACAUGGCACCUUUCAGCUGUGGUUCAUGUGGGAGUCAGUUUAAAUCGAAAUUCCACUUGAAAGAACAUGAAAGACUCCAUACAGAAAGACGAGGAAAGGAUCGAACCGGAGGAGCAGUGAACUCACGGCACUCUCAUGUGGAAAUAAUUCUGCAGCCAGACAGUGUAAAUGUGAACACAGACCCACGGCACACUACUAGAUUAAGUCUCCCUGCUCAGGGCCCUGGAAAAUUUCCUUUCCGAUGCAAGGUAUGUGACAGGCCGUUCAGACGUCAAAAGAGCUUGAAAAACCACAUGCUUUUGCACCAGGGUGACCGAAACUACCCCUGUAUAUUUUGUGGCAGAAGGUUUUUUAAGAGCUGGCAUCUCGCAGAGCAUAUACGAAUUCACACCGGUGAAAAACCGUUUGGAUGCAGUAAAUGCGGAAAAGCAUUCGUUCAGUGGAAUCAAGCAAGAUCACAUAUAAUUAAGCAUCAUGAAGGAGAUAUGUCACUGUUAUCAAAAAAAAGCUAAACCUGUACGUUUGUACUUAGAAUAGUAAUGUUAGUUUUAAAUGUCAAACAUACAUUCCUUAUUAUACAGAGACUUUUAUGUUGUGUUCUGUAGAUGUAGAGUUUUCGUAGUGAUUUGUGUUUCCAACAUUUAAUUUGUAUUUUUUUAUUAUGUAGUACAUGUAUUAAAACAAUCUCUGAAAUUCAA